AUGUCGGCCACUCAGAGUGUACAGUGCUUCGGCAAGAAGAAGACUGCCACCGCAGUCGCACACGCAAAGAAAGGAAAAGGCCUCGUCAAAGUCAAUGGCAAACCUCUCAACCUCGUCCAACCCGAAAUCCUACGAUUCAAGGUCUACGAGCCACUCCUGAUUGUUGGUCUCGACAAAUUUUCUGAGAUCGAUAUCCGCGUCCGGGUCACCGGUGGUGGUCACACUUCGCAAGUUUACGCCAUCCGUCAAGCGAUCGCCAAAGCCGUCGUUGCCUACUACCAAAAAUUCGUCGAUGAGUUCACAAAGAACUCGCUGAAGCAAGCUCUUGUUCAAUACGACCGCACACUCCUUGUCGCCGAUAACAGACGGUCGGAACCCAAGAAGUUCGGUGGUCCAGGUGCCAGAGCCAGAUACCAGAAAUCUUACCGUUAA
Molecule: messenger RNA, 432 nt
Organism: Exophiala bonariae
Lineage: Eukaryota; Fungi; Ascomycota; Eurotiomycetes; Chaetothyriales; Herpotrichiellaceae
Gene: RPS16
Product: 40S ribosomal protein S16
Exons: 4
Coding region: 1-432 (143 amino acids)
Biological process (GO): translation; maturation of SSU-rRNA from tricistronic rRNA transcript (SSU-rRNA, 5.8S rRNA, LSU-rRNA)
Cellular component (GO): cytosolic small ribosomal subunit; ribosome
Molecular function (GO): structural constituent of ribosome; RNA binding
Source: RefSeq, a predicted model, not a curated record